CGUGACCUAGAAUCUCUUGAACAAACGUAGUUCUAUCCAAACUUCAGGAAGCGUCAAGCGAUUAAACAAUGCAUUAGUGCGAAAUAAGCAGAGAAUGCAAUAGCUUGAUUCGCGUACGAUUUCGUGCUUUCAAAAACUUUCAACUUGUUGCCGAUAGAUUGAACAAGAACAAGAUAACAAUAAGAGGCUACAACGCUAAAACCCCUUCAUCAAAGGCAGAAUCUUCUGCGCCGUUCAUCAUUGCACAACGUUUCGACAGAAACUAUCCUUGACAUUGCUACCGCCACGGGAUCGCACCAUACCGUUCUGUGUCACUAAAUCCUUUCCUCCAAAUCACCGACGCCGCUAUACCUUUGUAUAUAAUUCACGCGCCACAUUGCUCUACGUCACCGAAACACCAGUGUUCUUGUGAUUGAUCAUGGCUGACUUCCUCAAAAGCUAUUUCGUUCAGAACUUGAAGGAUGACGACCGAGAACCAAUUCUCGAGUUUACCAUUCCACAUGUUGGUGGAGAAUAUUCUUUAUAUGCUCCGACCGCGGAAUCGUGGAACCUCUUGUUUCUAACGAUUCUUGUGGGAUCCACCAUCCAAAUCGCAUUUUCUUGCUUCAUUUACGAGGCCAUAGUCAAAAGGCGGGGAACCCUUGGAUCAUACCUUGUUGGCUGGGGAUUUAUAAUCCCACUUUCUUUCGUCGUCCCAUUUUAUUUGUUGGAGGUAUUGGAUAUAAGGUGCGUUUGAAAUAAUAUUUGAAUCUUUAGUCACACAAAGCCGAUGUAUGUUAAUUCCAGUCUAUUUCGCAUACAAAUGAUCAUCACAUUCUAACCCUUUCCGUGGCACCUGUUCUGCACGGUGGACAGAAACAAGGUUUUCUGUUUAACUUCGGCUACACCGAUGAGCAUCUUAUGUUUUCGCUGCCUCGAAGCUAUGUACGGGACAUCACCAAAUGUAACCGAAUCAUCGAUUUGGAACUACUGCUGUUACUAUUCCAAUAUGGUACGUUUCGAAAUUGGGUUUCUACUUGCAUGCUACCCUUCGUGAAAUGAAACUCAUCAACAUAACUUUUUUAACUCUUUUCAUUCCCCAUGCGAUAAGGCGCCGUAUGUAUGGAGUACGAAGGCAAGGGGAAUAGAGAAGACAUCAGGGACAAUUUUCUUUAAUUCCUUUAUUGAGCGGCUGUUCAACUUCGUCGCGCUUUCAUUAGUCCUAUCCUUUCUAAUGCACUUCGAUUUCGAGCCAUUUGAGGAUAGGAUAGCGCUGACAGGAUUUAACGUAUCUCGUGAUCUAUUCUCUCUGGGGCAUUUGUAUAAUUCAUAUUUGUUCACAGGUGAGUUGAGGAUUGCUACUACGAUACAAGCACCGGCUGAAAUGAUCAUUCUAUGUUUGUGGCGAUGAUUACUGAUCUUAUUUAUUCGUUGACUGGUUGUUUUUCCUUGCCCUCGACAAUAUUGGUGCAGUCCUUUUGUACUUUACACUAAAUAACCUGUUUGAAUUGAAUGCGUUCGGAGAGAAUGUGAAGGGAUUUGCAACACAGAAGGUUUUCGAUUCUCCUCUCACAAAAAGCAAGACACCGACAGAGUUUUGGACCGAACGCUGGAAUCACAUGACGCAUCUUCUUCUAAAGGUAUGCUUUUCUAAUUGUACGGAAGCCAAGCAUUUCUGGAUACGUGAAACUUCUCUGUUUCGUCUGGUUGUUUUCAAAUUACCUUAUCUCUUUUUCUGUUAUGUAUUCUUGGUAUGGGAUAGAGAGGAAUAUUUGAGCCGGCAAAGAAAUGCUUCCAUGACCGGCGGAUUGCAAUGUUCGUGACCUUCGUUGUAUCGGGUCUCUAUCACGAAUAUUGUUGGGCGUGCAUUUUCUACGAUCAAUCAUAUUUGUAUGAUUCAGACGGCAAAUGUCUGAAAGACGAAGGCUGCUACGAUUUCCAAUUUGGUAGGGUUACUGCCUUUUUCGCCUAUACAGGCAUCGUUAUGCUUUUGGAACGACCGCUCAGAAAACUUGCUCUAGUCAAAUGGUUUUCAUCGGUUUUGCCUACCGUUGUAGUUGCCCAACUGCUAGUUCUAAUUCACGUCCCAUUCGUGAAAUGGUACUGCGGAGAUUGGAUCAAAGGUAAGAUUGCAGUUUCUUGUUUCAUACUCGUUGUCUAUACAACUCUUAUAUUCUCUUUUCUAACCGAAAUUCCUUGUGAAUGAAUCCGUAUCGAUCUAUUGAUUAAUUCAUUUGAACUCAAGGUGGAUUCUUUGACGAUCUUAGCAUGAUGACAUUUCUUAUACGCAAAGCAUGAUUGUUGAUCCAUAAUCUUUAAGACCACGAAACAUUUUUCAAUUAUACAGGCUGAACCAUGACUUGCAGUAUCAACAUUGAGACUACCGUAUUCGAUGAUAAGAGAAAUAUAAUUGAUUUUAAAAAGUAAGUCAUCAUUCUUUCAUUGUCAAUUUUUAGCUCGGCAGGAUAAUGAUUUCUGCAUAUAGAAAUGGCUAGUUACUGCAUUGCAGUGCUGUAUAUUAGUUACAGUACAAUAGUUUCUUCUUAUGCCGCGCAUACAUAGGUGUUUUGACUCAAGAUAAGUGCGACAAUCAAUCCGUAGAGUGCAAGAGCUUCCGAGAAAAUGAGCAUAAUAAGCAUACCGACGUAGAGUUUGUUUGAAGCCUCGGCGUUGCUGGAUCCUCCAAAGUCACCGUCAUCACCUUGGUCUUCGGACCAGAACCACUUUCGUCCGCCUUCCGCCUUUAGUCCGAAACCUCUGACUCCGGCAUCUCCAAUAAUUCCAAUAGUACCUCCGGCCGCUAGACAGGAAAGUCCACAGCACAUUCCAGCGGCAAGCUAUAGAAGAAAAAUACGAAAUAUUACAGAGACGCACAAACAUCGUGAGCAAAUUAAUUUACCCCGAUAGUACAAAUCAAUGAAACGAAUGAUAUGCUUCCACUCCGGUGCAGCGCAGGAAUAUCCUCGAACCUCAACAGCAUUGCAUAAUACUUACAUGGACGUAUCCAUUGAAGAUACUGUAUGUGUUGUAACCGCCUCCUGCGGGACUAGAGAUAGAUUGCGUAAUAAUAACAGAUACGAUCAGACCGUAGAUACCCAAAACACCGGCCAUGACAAUAGGAACGAUGUUCUUAAUAAUUCCCUUGGGGUGAUCGAUACCCAUUUGACAGACUCCUAGUCCAGCUCUCCAGGUUCCCCAGGCAGAACCCCAGCUAGAUAGGAUCAUA
This is a messenger RNA of Pseudo-nitzschia multistriata, 3205 nucleotides long. The record is from the annotation of a GenBank genome assembly. NCBI's taxonomy places the organism in Eukaryota, Bacillariophyta, Bacillariophyceae, Bacillariales, Bacillariaceae.